CGUUUCGUAAUCCUUCCCUCUGUUUUUAAAACUCUCCGAUUAUUCCUUCUCAAGAUUUUGAGAUUUUCAAGCGUAAUUUCGACGAUUGGCGGUUGGAAUCUAGUUUCUGAUUGACUUCCGAGAUGGUGAGUUAUGUUACUGAGAAAGAUGUGGAGAGAAUUCUGUCGAUUGAGGUCGCAAAGCUGGCAAUCGACGAUUUUGAAGGAGAAGACGGCGCUACAAACUGCAAAUUACCGGCUGGUAUGGAGGUGGCCAGAGUUGAGGAGACAGAAUGCAAGACUCCGACAGCUAAAGAGGCGAGGAUACCGGAAACGCUCACGUGCCCGCCUGCGCCGAGGAAGCGCAAGCUGUUUGGCGACGGGAGUGAACCUGAGAAAAUAACGGAUGUGAAGGAGAAGCUCUUGGCUGUUCCAGAAUCAACACUGUUUGGUAGCUGACCUUGAAAUGAUUACUGACGGAGGUUGAGGGACAAUAGGGAGGCCAUGUUGAGGCUGUAAAAGUAAAGUAGUCUGCGGCAGCAUGUUUGUACUCCGGGAAGAGGGAGAAAGAAAACGUUUGGAGAAUCAAGGCAACCACAGUUUUUGGCUUCCAACAUUGCAGAGUUCUGUCCAAUACAAGCCCUUGGGCCAGUGGAAAAGGCAAGCAGAGCAUUUGGGUCUUUUGCUGCAUUAGAUGUGCCAUUCAUGAAUUUCAAAGGAUUGAACUCAUUUGCGUCCUCUUCACAAUACUCUUUGCUUGUCUGAAUUUUGACAAGCGGCUUGACUAAAUAUGUAUGCUUUGGAAUCAUUAAAUUCCCCAGUGUCAU
Messenger RNA from Rubroshorea leprosula, 805 nucleotides. NCBI's taxonomy places the organism in Eukaryota, Viridiplantae, Streptophyta, Magnoliopsida, Malvales, Dipterocarpaceae. The record is from the annotation of a GenBank genome assembly.